Molecule: messenger RNA, 942 nt
Organism: [Torrubiella] hemipterigena
Lineage: Eukaryota; Fungi; Ascomycota; Sordariomycetes; Hypocreales; Clavicipitaceae
Source: the annotation of a GenBank genome assembly
AUGGGGGGCAAAACUAGCAACAAGGCCGGAUACUUCGACAAGCUCAAGGGCUUGUUGGAGGAGUACAAGUCCAUCUUCAUCGUUGAGAUUGACAAUGUCAGCUCUCAGCAGAUGCACGAGAUCCGUCACUCUCUCCGUGGCAAGGGUGUCGUGUUGAUGGGCAAGAACACCAUGGUUCGCCGUGCUCUCCGUGGCUUCAUUCUUGACACCCCCGAGUACGAACGCCUUCUCCCCUUCGUCAAGGGCAACGUCGGCUUCGUCUUCACCAACGAGGACCUCAAGGAGAUCCGUGAUCUCAUCCUCGCCAACCGUGUCGCUGCUCCCGCUCGUGCCGGUGCCGUCGCUCCCGUCGAUGUCUGGGUUCCCGCUGGAAACACCGGCAUGGAGCCCGGUAAGACCUCUUUCUUCCAGGCCCUCGGUGUCCCUACCAAGAUUGCCCGUGGUACCAUUGAAAUUACCACCGAUCUUAAGCUCAUUGAGGCCGGCAACAAGGUUGGUCCUUCCGAGGCCACCCUUCUCAACUUGUUGAACAUCUCUCCCUUCACCUACGGUAUGGGUAUCUCCCAGGUCUACGACGCGGGUCAGACCUUCGAGGCCAAGGUUCUCGAUGUUGGUGAGGAGCAGCUCCUCAAGACCUUCGGCUCUGCUAUCGCCACCAUCACUGCCAUCUCCCUGGCCGUCAACUACCCCACUCUUCCCUCCAUCAUGCACUCCCUCGUCAACGGUUACAAGAACCUCCUUGCCGUCGCUGUCGAGACUGAGAUCAGCUGGCCCGAGAUUGAGGAGCUCAAGGACCGCAUUGCCAACCCUGAUGCUUACGCUUCUGCCGCUCCCGUUGCUGCUGCCGCUGCCGAGACCUCUGGCGCCGCCGCCGCUGACGACGCUAAGGAAGAGGAGGAGGAGGAGUCCGAUGAGGGUGGCUUCGGUGGUCUCUUCGACUAA